Molecule: messenger RNA, 1089 nt
Organism: Nestor notabilis (Kea)
Lineage: Eukaryota; Metazoa; Chordata; Aves; Psittaciformes; Psittacidae
Product: galanin receptor type 2-like
Biological process (GO): G protein-coupled receptor signaling pathway
Cellular component (GO): membrane
Molecular function (GO): G protein-coupled receptor activity
Source: RefSeq, a predicted model, not a curated record
AUGAACAGCUCGGCAGCGGGCUGGCAGACCGAGGCAGUGCUCAUCCCGCUCGCGUACCUCCUCAUCUUCCUCAUCGGCUCCGUGGGCAACUGCCUGGUCCUGGCCGUGCUGCUGCGCAACGGGCAAGUGAAGAACACCACCAACCUCUUCAUCCUCAACCUGGGGAUGGCCGAUCUCUGCUUCAUCCUCCUCUGUGUCCCCUUCCAAGCCACCAUCUACAUGCUGGAAGGGUGGGUGUUUGGGCCCUUCAUGUGCAAGGCUGUCCACUUCUUCAUUUUCCUCACCAUGUACGCCAGCAGCUUCACCCUGGCCACCAUCUCCCUUGACAGAUACUUGGCCAUCCGCUACCCCCUGCACUCAAGGGAGCUGAGGACACCCAGGAACGCCCUCACAGCCAUCUGCUUCAUCUGGGGGCUUUCCUUCAUCUUCUCAGGCCCUUACCUCAGCUACUACCAGGAGUUCCAGCUGGCCAACCUGACUGUCUGCCACCCCAUCUGGGAGAUCUCCCAGCGCAAGGUCAUGGACAUCUGCACCUUCAUCUUCAGCUACAUCAUCCCAGUGCUGAUCCUGAGUCUCAUGUGUGUGCGGACUAUUCACUACCUGUGGAGAUCUGUGGACCCUCUCCAAGAUGUGUCGGAGUCCAAGAAAGCCAAGCGGAAGGUCACCAGGAUGAUUAUCAUUGUAGCUGUCCUGUUCUGCCUCUGUUGGCUGCCCCAUCACCUGCUUAUCCUCUGCAUCUGGUUUGGGUACUUCCCCCUCAGUCACGCCACAUACGUGCUCCGCAUCCUCUCGCAUCUCAUCUCUUACGCCAACUCCUGCGUGAACCCCAUUGUCUACGCCCUGGUCUCCAAACACUUCCGCAAGGGCUUCAAGAAGAUCUUCAUCUGCCUCCUGCACCAGAAGGCUACCCACAAGGUGCACGUGGCCCAAGUGACAAACACGGUCAGCACGUUGGAGGCAGAGCUCAGUAAGGUGACCACGUCGGCCGCUCCUCCCUGCUCUGCGCGGGCCCAGCCCAGUGGGAAAGCAGAGCUGGUGGGACAGCACCAGGAAGCUGAUGGCUCCUUCAUCACCUUCAGCAUCAUCUAA